CAGUGCUCAACGCUAGCGCUGCGUGAAGCCGAGUCCUCUUAAGGUAAAGCAGGGCAACGGUAUGGAUGCUGCAUUCUUCAUGAAGUACAGGUACCAGGAUGAGGAGACGCCCCCCCUGGAGCACAGUCCAUCCCACCUGGCCCCAGGGAAGAGCGCAGAGAUGCUGCACAUGAGCGACAAGAACCUGGCCGCCAUGGAGGCCCUGCACGGAUACACACCACACACACACAUCUCUCCUGUUAAGGGAAAUUCUCCCCCAAUGGUUGUGAACACGGACACACUCGACGGCUCGCCAUACGUAAAUGGAACCGAAGGAGAAAUCGAAUAUGAGGAGAUCACAUUGGAGCGAGGGAACUCAGGUCUGGGCUUCAGCAUCGCCGGGGGAACUGACAACCCCCACGUGGGAGACGACCCCAGCAUCUUCAUCACCAAAAUCAUCCCUGGGGGCGCGGCGGCCCAGGACGGCCGUUUGAGCGUCAACGACUGCAUCCUGUUUGUGAACGACGUGGACGUGAGGGAGGUGACCCACAGCCAGGCGGUGGAGGCGCUGAAGGAGGCCGGGGCCAUCGUCCGCCUCUACGUCCUACGGAGGAAGCCCGCGGCCGAGAAAGUCACAGAGAUCAAACUCAUCAAGGGACCCAAAGGGUUGGGUUUCAGCAUUGCUGGAGGGGUGGGGAACCAGCAUAUACCAGGAGACAACAGCAUCUAUGUCACCAAGAUCAUUGAGGGUGGGGCCGCCCACAAAGAUGGCCGCCUACAGAUCGGGGACAAGAUACUGGCGGUGAACACCGUGUGUUUGGAGGACGUGAUGCACGAGGACGCGGUGGGCGCGCUAAAGAACACGGCUGAGGUGGUGUACCUGCGCGUGGCCAAGCCCAACAACCUGUACCUGACCAACUCCUACAACCCCCCAGACCUCACCAGCACAUAUUCUCAUAUGGACACGGACCUCAGCCACCCCAACUACCUUGGCUCGGAUUACCCACAAGCCCUCACUCCCACCUCGCCCAGCCGGUUCUCACCUGUGCUGCAUGGCAUGAUGGGAGACGAAGACCUGCCCAGGGACCCGAGGAGAGUGCUGAUCCACAGGGGGUCCACGGGACUAGGCUUCAACAUCGUGGGAGGAGAGGAUGGGGAGGGUAUCUUCAUCUCCUUCAUCCUGGCCGGAGGCCCGGCCGACCUGAGCGGGGAGCUGCACAAGGGAGACCAGAUCAUCAGUGUGAACGGCGUCGACCUGCGGAUGGCGACUCAUGAGCAGGCGGCCGCAGCGCUGAAGAACGCCGGUCAGACCGUCACCAUCAUCGCUCAGUACCGGCCCGACGAGUACAGCCGCUUUGAGGCGAAGAUCCACGAUCUGAGAGAGCAGCUGAUGAACAGCAGUAUGGGAUCUGGAACGACCACGCUACGAAGCAACACCAAGAGGGGAUUCUACUUAAGGGCUCUGUUUGACUACGACAAGACGGCAGACUGUGGCUUCCUCAGCCAGGCGCUGGGCUUCCACUUCGGGGACGUGCUCCACGUCAUCGACUGUGGGGACGAGGAGUGGUGGCAGGCCCGCCGGGUCACCACCCCCAACGAGGCCGAGGAGAUGGGCUUCAUCCCCAGCAAACACAGGGUAGAAAGGAAAGAAUGGUCUCGCACCAAAGAGAGGGACCACAGUCGCGAAACUCUGGGCUCUCAAGGGAACCCACACAGUUAUGAGACGGUCACACAAGUAGAAGUCCAUUACGCCAGGCCCAUCAUUAUUCUGGGCCCGGUGAAGGACCGAGUCAACGACGACCUACUCUCAGAGUUCCCCGACAAGUUUGGAUCCUGUGUUCCACACACCACGCGGCCCAAGCGGGAGUACGAGGUGGAUGGGCGGGACUACCACUUUGUGUCGUCAAGGGAACAGAUGGAGAAGGACAUCCAGAGCCACCGCUUCAUCGAGGCCGGCCAGUACAACAGCCACCUGUACGGCACCAGCGUGCAGAGCGUCCGGGAGGUGGCCGAGCAGCAGGGUAAGCACUGCAUCCUGGACGUGUCGGCCAACGCGGUGCGCAGGCUGCAGGCCGCCCAGCUCCACCCAAUCGCCAUCUUCGUCCGGCCCAAGUCCCUGGAGAACGUCCUUGAGAUCAACACCCGUCUGACGGAGGAGCAGGCCAGGAAGGGAAUGGACCGCGCCCUGAAACUGGAACAGGACUUCCUGGAGUGCUUCUCAGCCGUGGUGGACGGGGACAGCUUUGAAGAGGUCUACCACAAGGUGAAGACGGUGAUCGAGGAGCAGUCAGGGCCCUACAUCUGGAUCCCCACCCGAGAGAGGCUGUGAUGACAAUGGGCCCCUCAACCUCCGCCAUCCGCCCCGCGAACCGCCUCCCCAAUACCGAUACCUCCCGCCCGGCCGCCACCCUACCUUGACCGAAACCCCUCCUAUCACGUCCUCACAGCCGGCCCCUGACCCACACAUGCAGAUGAUCAAAGAGAGGAGAGAGAGGAGGAGUCAGGGAGAAUGGAGCCCGACCGAAACCAUAGAAUAAGAGAGGGAGAG
Gadus chalcogrammus (walleye pollock) is the source of this 2527-nucleotide messenger RNA. It is a transcript of the gene dlg4a, whose product is annotated as disks large homolog 4. NCBI's taxonomy places the organism in Eukaryota, Metazoa, Chordata, Actinopteri, Gadiformes, Gadidae. The record is from RefSeq and is a predicted model, not a curated record. Bases 62 to 2308 code for a protein of 748 amino acids. Gene Ontology annotation, molecular function: kinase binding. Gene Ontology annotation, biological process: postsynaptic neurotransmitter receptor diffusion trapping; AMPA glutamate receptor clustering; chemical synaptic transmission. The transcript has 21 exons. Gene Ontology annotation, cellular component: neuromuscular junction; postsynaptic density membrane; neuron projection.